This is a messenger RNA of Callorhinchus milii (elephant shark), 2442 nucleotides long. It is a transcript of the gene det1, whose product is annotated as DET1 partner of COP1 E3 ubiquitin ligase. The record is from RefSeq and is a predicted model, not a curated record. Lineage: Eukaryota; Metazoa; Chordata; Chondrichthyes; Chimaeriformes; Callorhinchidae. Gene Ontology annotation, cellular component: cullin-RING ubiquitin ligase complex; nucleus. The transcript is spliced from 4 exons. Gene Ontology annotation, biological process: protein ubiquitination; positive regulation of proteasomal ubiquitin-dependent protein catabolic process. Gene Ontology annotation, molecular function: ubiquitin-like ligase-substrate adaptor activity; ubiquitin protein ligase binding. Bases 185 to 1843 code for a protein of 552 amino acids.
GUGUGUGUGUGUGUCUGUGAUACAGUAAAUCCUGUGAAGUGUUUAGAGACGUUGUUCCGAGGUGUUGAGGCUUUCCCAGUGAUUACUGUUGUUGAGGGGCAGUGAGAGGGAGGGGUGUGUGGCCGUGUGUCACUGUGUGUCCGUGUCUGUCAGGGCUGAGAUGUGGACGUGGUGAUGGACGAGGAUGGAAGAUGAGGAACCCACCAUUAAACCGCGGAGGAUCGAGAACCAGAACGUGGUUGACCGCCUGGAGCGACGCCGGAUGCACUCGGGCCGGCCCGGUGCUCACUGGUACCUGGUUCGCUGCCUCCACCAGAACAUCUUCCCCAACUUCACGGUGGUGAAUGUGGAGAAGCCGCCCUGCUUCCUGCGCAAAUUCUCCCCCGAUGGCCGCUACUUCAUCGCGUUCUCGCUGGACCAGACGUCGCUGGAGAUCUAUGAGUACCAAGGCUGCCAGGCGGCUGAGGACCUGCUGCAGGGUUACCAGGGCGACAUGCUGCUGAACGGGGCCAGCGACCUGCAGUCCGUGCACAUCCGCAGCAAACUCUUUGAGCGUUUCUUCCUCCUGCUGCACGUGACCAGUGUGGCGGCUAAUGGGGAGCACCUGAACCGCGAGUGCAGCCUGUUCACCGACGACUGUCGCUACGUGAUAGUGGGCUCGGCUGCCUAUCUCCCCGAGGAGCCGCACCCGCUCUUCUUCGAGAUGUACCGAAACAACGAGUCCGUCACCCCAAACCCUCGCUCCCCACUGGAGGAUUACUCCCUGCACAUCAUCGACCUGCACACGGGCAGCCUGUGUGACUCCAGGACAUUCAAGUGUGACAAGGUGAUCCUGUCACACAACCAGGGGCUGUACUUGUACAAGAACAUCCUGGCUGUCCUCUCUGUACAGCACCAGACCAUCCACGUCUUCCAGGUCACCCCCGAGGGCACCUUCAUCGACGUGCGCACAGUCGGCCGCUUCUGCUACGAGGACGACCUGCUGACAGUGUCGGCCGUGUACCCUGAGGCUCAGGGUGACGGGCAGAACCCCACCUCGCGGCCCUUCAAGGAGAAGACGCUGAACUCACUGAAGCACCGGCUGCUGGUGUACCUGUGGCAGAGAGCGGAGCAGGACGGCAGUGCAGCCGCCAAGCGCAGGUUCUUCCAGUACUUUGAUCAGCUCCAGCAGCUCCGCAUGUGGAAGAUGCAGCUUCUCGAUGAGAAUCACCUGCUUAUAAAGUACGCGAGUGAGGAUGUGGUCACCCUGCGGGUCACUGACCCCUCCCAGCCCUCGUUCUUUGUGGUGUAUAACAUGGUGACGACACAGGUCCUCGCUGUGUUUGAGAACACGUGUGAUGGGCUAUUGCAGUUGUUUGAGAAUUUCUGUGACCUGUAUCGGAACGCCACGUUGCACAGUGAAGCCGUGCAGUUCCCCUGCUCAGCCUCCAGCAACAACUUUGCUCGACAGAUCCAGCGCCGGUUUAAAGACACUAUUGUAAACGCCAAGUAUGGAGGCCACACGGAAGCCGUGAGGCGUCUCCUGGGGCAGCUGCCCAUCAGCGCCCAGUCCUACAGCAGCAGCCCCUACCUUGACCUCUCGCUCUUCAGCUACGAUGAUAAGUGGGUCUCUGUCAUGGAAAGACCAAAGACCUGUGGUGACCACCCCAUCAGGUUUUACGCCAGGGAUUCCGGGCUCCUGAAGUUUAAGAUCCAGGCAGGACUCCUGGGCCGGCCAAUCAACCACACAGUCAGGCGUCUUGUGGCUUUCACGUUCCAUCCCUUUGAGCCCUUUGCCAUCUCGGUCCAGCGAACUAACGCAGAGUACGUGGUCAGCUUCCACAUGCGGCACGUCUGUGUGUAGACCCCUGUGCUGCAGCCCCAUGAGAACCAAGAAACUCUUUUCAGAAAAUACCACAAAGUUGGUGAAAUGUGGCAACACUUUGUCAGGGACAUUUAAUAUCUUCACAUUAACCUUCACACCUCUUCUGCUGAGUGAGGCAAUGCACAAGUGUAGAUCAUGUGUGAUCCUGAAACAGAAACCUGCUGUAUGUUGUGUUGGAAAUAUCUCCAUGUAAAGGACUGGCCAUUGCAUUUCAUUUGUGUUGUAACCAGAUCAACAUUUGGCUAUUUUCAAGGGUUAACUGAUGAGUAAGAAAUGGACACUGCAAUAAAUCGGCAUCAUUCCCAGGUUCCCACUUGGAAAACUCAUUGUAACCUGGGAAUGGGAAUGGCUGGGGUGAUUCUCCUUCCAGCGUUGACCACUCUGCCUGCUGAUGGUGUGACUGUUAACAGCCCUGUCUACUGUAUAACUAUGAUACUGAGUUUCCAUUUCAUUUGUGACAUGAAUUAUUGUGGAAAGUUUGAUUUCAUUAUGAAGAUGUUACAAUGGAAUUUUUUGACGAAUUCUGUGUUGCUGCCUUUUAAAUUUUUACAAAUUAAAUAUACCUGGUUUUAAAGUGA